UUGGGUGAAAGGCAGGGAACUCCUUGGACAGGCAGCCAGCCUGUGGCAGCGCUGACCAUUCAUGCUCGCAUUCACACCUACGAGCAAUUUAGAGUCACGUUUUAACUUAACCUGCAUGUUUUUGGGCAAUUGUCCAGUUAGGUUAAAGUGACUGUGUGGAGAAAACCCAUACAGUCUCAGAGGACCCUGACAGACCCUGGAAUGGCUGCAAGGCUUGCAUAGACAAUAUUUCAUCUCUAACUCUGCACACUAGCUUGUCUUUUAUUUCAACUUCAAAUACACAAUAUAUCUCUGUGUUAAUUCAAGGAAUGUCUGUCCAUGUGUUAAUAACAGAUAACUGUCCAAAGAUUUCAUUGACUGGCUUCAAACGAGGCGGGUGACUUACUAAGGGCACCGGUGUGUGCAGUGCCAACCUUGGUAGUUUUAGGACAAGCAAUACGAGAGAUAUUGGUGGAAAUGUGACAUUUACCAAUCGAGCUGCUUCCACCCUAUCUCACAAGGGGAAAUAAAUGGAGACACACUCACCACCCUUACCAUCUACUGAUCUGUAUGUGUCCCUCUGUUUCCUGUGCAGCACUCCGACAGUUUUGAGCCGGGUAAUGCUGACAUUGCAGAAAAUAUCAAUUCAUUAUUAAAACAAUCCAGCCCGAGAGCAGAUGUGCCGUAUCAGGGUUACAAUAUUAUGAGAUGUGGUGACUGGUGAGGACAGUGUCUGCUCAGCUGCCUGAGGGAGGAUUUGGAGGGUUUCACAUGCUCCCACAUUCGUUUGCUCCCUGUGUGGAGUGGGAACUCGGGGGUGUGAAUGAGCUGAGAUUCACGGCUGGUUGCGGAGCGGGUCACUCUGGAUUUGUACCUCAAAUGCCCAACAAUCACCUGACGGACACUCACUCAAACUGCUCAAAUCCCGCAGCGGCUGCGGCAUUUAUCCUCGAAAGCAACGGGACAAGCCUCUGACAUUUCGGUGGAGCGUGAAAAGUGGCCAAAUGGUGGACACAAAGAGCACGGUUUCGGUUUGCCGCUGAAUACUCCUGAUGAUGAUGAUGUUGUGCGGAUCCGGCCGUGGAGCCACGCGGCGGGGAGAAUGGCAGCAGAAGUCAAAGAGACGGCGCGCCACAAAGGAGGGCAGAGCAGGACGCGUGUGUGCAGAGAAGCAGUGCCCUAGAUCCAAGUAACAUCUGAGCUACUCUGUCAUUCAGGCUCCAUUCAUGCUGUUUCGGCUUCAAGUGCACCUGGAAAAACAAAGACAAUGCGUUCAGUGGCAGCACACCACCGUGCGUAAAUGGAGUCACGUCUGUGCGUAUUCGCCGUACUUUUCCCUUCACUGUGCGUUCAAUAAAGCGUGUUUGUUUUGUCACUGUCCCAUGACCACACUGGUAUAGAUGCAUUAUAUACUUCCUCAUACUUCACAUGUGCCAUGAGUGAUGGCGAUGUCUGCAGAAUCUGACAGUACCGGUGCGCGGGGCUGCUGUGCUCAUAAGAAAAGCUUCAGCGCACUGGAUCGCAAUGGUUAUGUGAAAACAUGUGUCAUCCCACUGUGCCGUGACCGAGGCUACGAGUCGUGGGUGAGGCUAAUGUUCACCAAAAUAUGGUGUUCCCAGAGACUCCGGAUUGCGGCGUGUGUGGGGUCGCUCUCGCUUUUUCUCGCUCUGUUGGUCAAAUGUGCAGAUUGGAGAGCUGAAGGCAGCAGCAGCAGCAGCAGCAGCGCUGACAACACACUCUCGCUUUCAUCGUCUCCAGUUCACUUCGUUGCGGGCUGCGCGGUGGACCUUUUGCAAACUUGCUGGAGUGCGCUCUCGCCAUUGUUCACCCUCGUAUGUGCCUUCUUCUGGGUCGGUGUCUACCUAAUCCGCUGCGGGGUUUUAAUCCAGACCGCCCUGUCCCUCCUGACCGUGUGCCACCUGGGCGAAGCGGCUGCGUGGACUCUCUUGGACGGGACAGAUGAGCAGCUCUUUUCGUUCACCACAGCGGCCGGAGUCGUGCUCGUCUGCGUGGCCACCGGCGCACUCAUGGUAGCACGACUGAACCAGGGCAUAUCUGUGGUCGUUUUCAUCAGCAUAAUCAGGACCAUUUCACUCUUCUCACUGCACAAAGUUAGGGCCACUUGGAGACCGUACGUAGCGUACCUGGUUGGAGUGUUGGGCAUCCUGCUGGCGAGGUAUGCUGACAAGCUCCUUCCUGACCAAGGGAGACACAAGGAGGGCUGCACCCCCGUGACUGGAGCCAGGGAAGAGAUCCCUGUAUUUAAAAGGCGCAGGAGGUCCAGUUCUGUGAUAGCGUCAGACAUGGCACACAGUCAGUCCAACAGUAAGUCACAUCGCCGGACCUCUCUGCCAUGCAUCCAGAGGGACCAGGUAAGAAGUUUCUGUCCCAUUCAACUUAGCUUUUUCUGGCUUAUUUUUUAA
Molecule: messenger RNA, 2402 nt
Organism: Solea senegalensis (Senegalese sole)
Lineage: Eukaryota; Metazoa; Chordata; Actinopteri; Pleuronectiformes; Soleidae
Product: cGMP-inhibited 3',5'-cyclic phosphodiesterase A-like
Exons: 4
Coding region: 1422-2402 (326 amino acids)
Source: RefSeq, a predicted model, not a curated record